AUGCAAGUUCGAGAUAUCCCCUCGGCCGAAAUUGAAUCAAUGGCCAAUCUCAUCCCGUCCCCUCAAUUCCCUCAGUCCCCGCAGCCCUCAGAGGUGACGGGCCUCAUCAGGCGGAGACGGAGGCAAAAGCAUCGCAACAGUCCUUCCGCCAUCUUACUAGGACGAAAUCUAGAACCCCUGCCACGAACCCCGGAUUCGCCGUCGACCCCAACUCCCGAUGCCGAGAGUGUCGGCCGUAAAAGACCAGCCAGCUUGCUUCGGGAGGGCGCCCUCCUUCGACCUGCACGCUCACCCAGCAGUACUUGGUUUGGAACGUCAUCGCUCUACUUCUUCAUCCAUCGUCUUGGGGUAUUCCUCAGUACCGAGGUUGAACACGACCAGCCCGAUCAUAUGCUUCUACGCUCAGGACGGAGCGCCCCACCGGGUAGCCGCUUACCAACUGUUGUCGGUGACGCUUCUCGUCUUCUGAGACCUCUUGCCGACCAUGCCAGCCGAGGAGUUUAUUUGAACUCCAUUCAGGAAGAAUUCUUCGUCAAUUUGUUCUGGCAGACAUAUCACACCUCAGUUUUCGCCAUCGUCAACGAAGCCGAGUUCAAGAAAGCAUAUCAAGCACUGUACGUGGACGUGCCACCGGGUCAUGUUCGAAAGCCCUCGGCAUUGGUCGAUAUCGUUGUCGCCAUGUGCAUGCAGUAUGGCGCAUCUACUAUGCCCUCCGGCUGUCAGGGAAGGAUUGUGGAAGACAAUGACUCAACUAUUGCUGGCCGAUGGCACUAUCGACGUGCACAGGCUUUGCUGGCGGGCGAAAUGGAAAGCCCGACAAUAUCAACGUUGCAAUGCCACCUGCUGUCGGCCCUAUAUGUUUGCGGCGCGUCGUUCCACAACAUGGCGGACAACAUCGGCGGUCUUGCGGUGCGCACAGCCUACAUGCUCGGUCUUCACAUAGAUCCUUCACCGACAAUGGCGGAAGCGGAACGUCAACACAGAAGACGACUUUGGUGGGCCGUCUACCUUCUGGACAGUAAAAUCGGAAUGAAGCUGGGCCGCCCUUUUCUGCUCCAUAGCAGCUCACACGCCAUGCCGCAACUUCCCGAUGACCAGCUUGGGACUUCCGUCUUGUCGGGUUCGACUUUUGCGCCUAUUGCGAGCAACGCGACCUGGUUGAGCUUCAGUCUUCACCAGUUGAACCUAUUCAGAACAGUGCGGGCAGCUCACACAGCGCUGUACAGUCAGGACUAUGGCCUCACAGUUGACAAGACAAUGUGGGACGAUGCUUCGUCCCUGGAAAAGGCGGCAUGUCAGCUAUCUUCUCAUACACUCGCCCUCGACAAAUGGGCCGAAAAUGUGCCCGAUGCGCUCAAGACCCACCGCGAGACACAGGGCUGCCCACUCUCAACUGACGGCACGGCACUCAUUUUUGAGCAAUACGCACCUCUCUGGCUCCAAAGACAACGGCUGCUUCUGGAACUGGAGUACCAUCACAUGUGCGGGAACCUCUUUCGCCCCUUUGUCUCUUUCGGCUCGGAGCCAUCGCAAGGCAGUCUGGCCGAGGCCAUGGCCAUCAGAAGCGUCGAUCAUGCCAUUGCGCUGUCAAAGAUCACCCUGCAGGCACUUUCGUCCACCGCCAUUUUGGAUGGAUGGCACGAAGCCUUCCAAUGGCAGUGGAAUGCGGCCAUCACUUUGGCCGGGUUCAUACUUGCCUCGCCAAGUCAUCCUUCCGCAUCACCAGCUAGAAAUGCUCUCGACCUCACAUUAUCCGUUUUUGAUACUUUCGGGGCAAGCUUUGGAACUGCGGCGAACGCCGCAGUUGUCGUCCGCAUGCUCUGUGAGAAGAUUGAUAUUGCGGCAUCCAUGUCCCGCUCAAAUGCUAGCUGGGACGCAUCUGAAGCUGCAUCUAACGAUGUACCAACUGGCCAUGGAGACUCUUCCACAGGCGACGGGUUCCCAGACAGAAUGGUUGAUGGGUCGAUGGAUAGUCUUUCUACCUUCGGGGGACAAGGAUUUGACUUCCUGCAACUGGCUGUUGGCGUAGAUUCCUGGGCCGACAUGGGCAUGUUUGGGCUAGGCGAUCUAAGUCUGCCGGUUGAAGUGUCUACGCAGGGUAACAACUGA
Colletotrichum higginsianum IMI 349063 is the source of this 2109-nucleotide messenger RNA. RefSeq names its product Thiamine repressible genes regulatory protein thi1. Bases 1 to 2109 code for a protein of 702 amino acids. The transcript has 2 exons. NCBI's taxonomy places the organism in Eukaryota, Fungi, Ascomycota, Sordariomycetes, Glomerellales, Glomerellaceae. Gene Ontology annotation, biological process: positive regulation of transcription from RNA polymerase II promoter by galactose; DNA-templated transcription. Gene Ontology annotation, molecular function: zinc ion binding; DNA-binding transcription factor activity, RNA polymerase II-specific; RNA polymerase II cis-regulatory region sequence-specific DNA binding. Gene Ontology annotation, cellular component: nucleus. The record is from RefSeq and is a predicted model, not a curated record.